This is a messenger RNA of Guyanagaster necrorhizus, 496 nucleotides long. RefSeq lists its product as uncharacterized. Lineage: Eukaryota; Fungi; Basidiomycota; Agaricomycetes; Agaricales; Physalacriaceae. The record is from RefSeq and is a predicted model, not a curated record. The transcript has 2 exons. Bases 12 to 494 code for a protein of 160 amino acids.
UUCAAAUUUUCAUGUCAGGUCCCGACGCCAAAAAAUCCCCUCCCGAUCUAUCGAAGAAGAAGGAGUCACUACAGAGGCUUACAGACCAAAGACGUGCUAAAGCUUGGGAAGUACACCGCUGGCCUUUAGUAAAGAUGGUGGCAAGCAAACGGACAAGGAUACAUUUGCCUACGUCGUACAUGGCUAAGGACGGAGAAACAACACAAAUUGUUUAUCCAGGCUCGGAUAUCAAUCAGCUGGUGCAUACCCAUUAUUUGGGGAGAUGGGAUGGCGGAGGGGUAUCUGCAAACUUUGUACAUGCGGACGAGAUCGAUUCCAAACGGCAUGAAUAUCUAGGCCCAGAUCCGCGAGUUGCUGGAUACUGGUUUGAUGAUGAUGACGAGAUCCAUGUAAAGUGGUGGGAUGGAUUUUUGAAGGAUCAGUGGAUCGAUAAAGAGAAAUGGCGUGUCGAGGCAGUUUGGGACGGUGAAAUAUGGGCGGAAAAGUUACAGUGAAU